Messenger RNA from Beta vulgaris subsp. vulgaris (sugar beet), 1200 nucleotides. RefSeq lists its product as uncharacterized. The transcript has 7 exons. The coding region runs from base 1 to 1200 and encodes 399 amino acids. NCBI's taxonomy places the organism in Eukaryota, Viridiplantae, Streptophyta, Magnoliopsida, Caryophyllales, Amaranthaceae. Gene Ontology annotation, biological process: DNA recombination; DNA repair; DNA replication. Gene Ontology annotation, cellular component: nucleus. Gene Ontology annotation, molecular function: DNA binding. The record is from RefSeq and is a predicted model, not a curated record.
AUGGCUUCUGGAAUACAAAAUGAAAAGAAAAUUGUGCCUAUUAGUGAAAUAGGAAAGGGGAUGAAAUUAUGCACUAUUGAGGUUCGAAUUAUUAGGGUUUGGGAGAGGCCUAAUUUCAAAAAUCAACUUGAAACUGAAAGUAUUGAAAUGGUCUUGAUGGAUUCAGAGGGAAGUAAGAUUCAAGCUAGCUGUCGAAAAGGCCUAAUAUUGCAAUUUAUGCCAAAAAUUAAGGAGGGGGAAUUUAAACAAUUCUCCAAUUUCUUAGUUCGUGAAAAUGGUGCUAUGGAAAAGCCAAUGACACACAAUUGUGUAUUAUCUCUUAAUUACGGAUCACGCAUAGAGGAAUGUCGAGUUCUUGAUAUUCCAAAAUUUGGAUUUACAUUUGCUAAAUUUGAAGAUAUUAUAUCAAAGCGGUUACCGGACACGUAUUAUAUUGAUAUCAUUGGACAACUGACGGGGUACAGUGGAAUAACUGAAACUACUAAAUCCCGAAUGAUGACUAUUGAGUUGGUUGAUACAUGCUUUCCUUCAAGUGGUGAACAAAAGAGUGGACAAUUGACACAAUUAUCUAAUGACACAAAUGACUUUCUAAAGGAGGAAUCAAUCAAGGAUAUAUCUGAUCUACUUGAGAUGAAUAAGGCUGGAAUAUGUGUUAGCUUAGCAACUAUUGAAGAUAUUGAUAUUCAAUAUAGUUGGUACUAUGAUGCUUGCAAAAGAUGUAAUAGUGGAUUGGUUAAAGAAGGAGAUGUAACUCGAUGUAGGAAGGACAAUCAUGUUGUCAAAUCAACCGUCCCAAGGUUCAAGAUCAAGUUCAUCGUAUCAGACAAGACUGCCGAUGCUUCGUUCUUAAUGUUUGAUAAAGAAGUAUGCAAGUUGGUUGGUAAGACGGCCAAAGAGAUACUAGACUUGCAAGACAAGGAUGCUGAAGAAACAACAUUUCCCGAGGAUUUCAAGUUUUUGCUUGGUAAAAGAUUUUUGUUUAAAGUUAAGGUUCCAGAUAACAACGCCAUAGAUGAGAAUUCUACCUUCACCGUUGUAAGCACAACUAAUGAGCACUGCAAGAAUAACGCUCAUCAACAACGGGAAAUCCUGUUGUUAAUGAAGCGUUUCUCGUCGCAGACGCCUUUUACGACGAGAUUUCCGUCCCGUCGUCCCCGGUCGCAAAAGGCUCCGUCGCAAAAAACAUUACGACCAGUUUGA